This is a messenger RNA of Pocillopora verrucosa, 3698 nucleotides long. Lineage: Eukaryota; Metazoa; Cnidaria; Anthozoa; Scleractinia; Pocilloporidae. The record is from RefSeq and is a predicted model, not a curated record.
AUGGUGGUGCCAAAUUAUGAAGCUGCAGACAACCGCUCCUAUGCAAAACACAUAUCGAGGCGCACCGACAAAUACAUGAAAAGGAGAGAUAAAAAGGGAAAAAGGAAAAGAAGCAGAACCUUAGACUUCAACAAACUAGAGACACUUCCUUCUGACACAUUCAAACGCUUCAAGUUAAAUGAUCUGUGGCUUGGAAACAACAACUUAAAAAACUUAUCUGAAGAUCUAUUCACUGGGCAAGAUGAGUUAAAAUAUUUGCGGUUGAGUGGCAAUCGGCUGGAGAAGCUGCCUCCAAAAAUUCUUCAAGGAUUGCUCGCCUUGGAGGAACUGGACUUGUCCUACAAUCAGUUGCAGAAUUUUCCUCGAGGGAUACUUAGCACAAAUACCAAGCUGAAAGAAUUGGAUUUGUCAAACAACGAAAUUCAGCAUCUGCCCAUGGAUGUUUUUGGCAACCUUACCCGGAUGGAAAAGCUCUUACUCUCCAGUAACAAACUUCAGCGCUUGCCAAGGUUCAAAAACCUCUCCGAGUUGAAAAUAUUAUACCUGUAUAACAACAGCCUCGUACACCUGUCACCUGAUCAGUUCCAAGGCCUGUCCAAACUGGAAGAACUGGCUGUUUACGAAAACAAUAUUGACUACCUGCCACAUGAAGUUUUUAAAGGCAUGAAAAACAUGAUGUCUAUGAGCUUUUAUUUCAACAAUAUCCGUACCGUUAGCAACGAACAAUUCAAAGAUGUCGCCCCAAGUAUUCGAUUCCUGUACCUCCAUUACAACGAAAUGCGAGAACUACCGGAGGGUUUCUUUACAAACAUGAAGAAUCUAAUAACUGCGACUGUAGACACCAACCUGAUGUGUUGCCAUUUGACGAAGGAGGAUGCAGAUUGCGACUUUGCUUAUGUCGACAGCUUCGCCAGUUGUGAAACUUUGUUCAGAAAUCGAGCUCCCAGGGAGUGCCUCUGGGUGAUUGGAAUUAUGUCGUUGGUUGGUGCUGUGUUUGUCAUUGUGUGGCGGUUGGUGUUUAGGGAGACGAAGAAGAAAAACAAGAUACAGUCCAUCAUGUUGAUACAUUUGGCUGGGUCCGAUGGACUUAUGGGUGUCUACCUCCUAACUAUAGGUGUGGUGGAUGCCAUUUGGGCAGGGGAGUAUUAUUUGCAUGACUAUUACUGGCGUUCAAGUUUGACAUGUCAGGUAACAGGUGCCAUUGCCGUGUUGUCAAGUGAGGUGUCUGUAAUGACGAUUUGUUUGCUCUCCGCCGACCGGAUGAAGAAUGUUCUGUUCCCCUAUCGGGGAAAGUCCCUUACACUUAAGGUUACGCACCUUUUGUGCUUCCUUAUCUGGAUUGUUGGUGGCAUAAUUGCAUUUAUUCCCACGGUGGGCUUCGACUACUUCGGUAGUCGCCAGAAAGGUCAUCACUUUUAUGGCAGAUCAGUUGUAUGUCUGCCAUUGCAGCUUUCCACAGAUAAGCCGUCGGGCUGGGAGUACUCUGUUGCCAUGUUUGUGGGUUUAAACUUUACCCUUGUGCUCUUUGUCGUUGUGGCAUAUGCGAUGAUAAUCUAUAAGUCCUGCGCAUCAAACAGGCGCAUGGCUAAGCAAGGGACCGAAAGAGAGAGGAGAAUGAAAGCCAAGGCAAGGGCAGCCGAUCUAAGGAGGGAGGCCUCGCUCGCCAAAAGAGUGUUCUUCAUUGUUCUUACCGACUGUGUCUGCUGGCUGCCUAUUGUGGCGAUUGGAAUGAGGUCUCUCUUGGAAAAAUCCUUCCGUACACCUGGUGACCUCGCAGUUUGGAUCGCAGUCUUUGUUCUACCGGUGAACUCUGCCAUCAAUCCCAUUCUUUACACCUUGUCUACCCCACAGGUCCGAGGAGUCAUCAGAGCCAAACUCCAACCAUUGUGGGAUUAUCUGGUGGCAAAACUCGGCCGAAAUCAAGAUGUUGAAGUUCAAGAUCAGGGAAUAGAGAUGAGAGUCAUCGAAGAAGUACAAAACCAAGAGGAAGUGGGGAGCACUGACGAUAGUGAGGAUGAAUCGCAAGAAGAACAAGGAGAUGGUGAGCACCAUGCAAGAUCAGAAGGCAAUGAACAACCUUUUCCCAGAGAUGAACAAGCUUUGAACGUGAACAAGACGAAGAACGAAAACAAGGCCCAGAAGAAGCGACUGAACAGCAGGAAGUUGAACGUGAACAAGACGAAGAACGAAAACAAGGCCCAGAAGAAGCGACUAAACAAAACAAAAGAAGAAGCCGCUGAACAGCAGCAAGUUGAACGUGAACAAGACGAAGAACCAAAACAAGGCCAAGAAGAAGCGACUGAACAGCAGGAAGUUGAACGUGAACAAGACGAAGAACCAAAACAAGGCCCAGAAGAAGCGACUGAACAGCAGGAAGUUGAACGUGAACAAGACGAAGAACGAAAACAAGGCCCAGAAGAAGCGACUAAACAGCAGGAAGUUAAACGUGAACAAGACGAAGAACCAGAGCGAGAAGAAGAACCCACUGAACAGCAGCAGGUUGAAUCUAAAAGAAACGAAGCACCAAAAGAUGACCAUGAAGAACCAACUACAGAGCAGGAAGUUGAACAAGAUCAUCAAGCAGAUUCAAAGGGAAACAAAGAAGUAAGUGAGACGCAACGAGAAAAACAGGAGCUAAAUGAAGCCGAUGAAAAACCUGAGCGAAAGCUGAAAGGAGACGACCAGGAAUCCAAACAACAGGGCACUCAACAACAAGAAGAAAAAGAACCGAACGUCGACCAUGCAGGGCCUGAUGAGCUAAAGGAUGCAAGUAAAGAGAAGAACAAGUCGAAAAGAAAUGAAAACGAAAGUGAACAGCAACAAGAGGAAAAUGAACAAGAUGAGCAGGAGAAAGAAGAACACCCUGAAGAAACCGAAAAGCAGCAAGCUGAUUGUGAUCAAGAAGAACGAGAACAAGACCAUAAGGAUCCUAAACUCGAGCAAAUUGGACAAGAAAAACCAAAAGGAGACGAUGAAGAUUCUAAGAAAGAGCAACUGGAUUAUGAACAACCAAAAGAAGACCAUGAAGGACCUAUGAAAGACCAACUGCAGCAAGGAAAACCAAAAGGAGAGAAUCAGGAACCUAAACAAGAGCAACUGGAAACUGAAAAGCCAAAAGGAGAGUAUGAAAAACCCAACCAAAAGCAACUGGAAGACGAGAAGUCAAAAGGAGCAUGUGGGGACUCCCCACAGCAGGCUGAUGAGUCCGCGGAAGAUAAAUCUUCACGACAGCAGCAGCUGAUUGCAGACGAAGGAGAUUACGAAGAAGAUGAUGCGGUACUGGAUACACGUCUGUAAUUGCUAGCAUUGACUCAUCAAGUCCUUUUUAGUUCUAGUUAUCGUUUUAGUAAUAGAAAGGUUACAUACCGUUAUAUCAUUAAAAUGACGUAUUUAUUUAACCAAGAGCAUUAGAGGAUAACUCAUAUAAGGUAUUACAGUGACUAGUGCGUGCCCGCAAUGUUUGUUUUCAUUAUUUGAUAGUCUGAGUUGUCGUAGACAAGUACAAACAGCUACAAGAGAAAGGAAGUUAGUAUGGUAUGCUAAAUAGAUAAUCGUGAAAGCAUAUUUACGGCCGUGUUGCGCUUCCAGUGUCGUCAGAGGUUUCCGCAACUGAUUUUAUUUCAAUAUGAUUAGGUUUAUUAGUACUUAUAAACAUGAUUUAACUAUCUACUCAGCAUUCAGUUGCAUCUAUUACUCAU